AUGAUUACCGACUCUGAGCUCUACAAACUCGCUAUCUUCCUAGGAUCCUGCGCGAUGCUCCUCAUUGUCCUCUACCACUUCCUUGAAGUGAAUUCGAAGGACAAGGACGAUACCGUUGCCGACGGGGGUACUUCAUCGUCUGUAAACCCCAAAAACUCGAUGCCUACGAACCUAUCUUCGACUUUGGCGACUACGGAAAAGCGGUGA
Molecule: messenger RNA, 207 nt
Organism: Uncinocarpus reesii 1704
Lineage: Eukaryota; Fungi; Ascomycota; Eurotiomycetes; Onygenales; Onygenaceae
Exons: 1
Coding region: 1-207 (68 amino acids)
Cellular component (GO): oligosaccharyltransferase complex
Source: RefSeq, a predicted model, not a curated record